Messenger RNA from Cooperia oncophora, 444 nucleotides. The record is from the annotation of a GenBank genome assembly. NCBI's taxonomy places the organism in Eukaryota, Metazoa, Nematoda, Chromadorea, Rhabditida, Trichostrongylidae.
AUGCAAAGUCGUCAGAGGAAGAUUUUGCGAAAUUUGAAUCGCAGCGACGUCGCCUCUUCUGACGGUGAAAUCGAAAAUAAGGUUCAAAAGAAGCGAAGGAGAAUCCGAAGGGUUGUCGAGCGGGCAAAUCCGAAUGCUCCCAGGCUGACACAGCAACUGGUUGCGCCACAUUUCGACAGUAUUCUCUCUGACCACGAUGCAGUUGAGGGUGAGAAAGUCGUGAUGAUGGUCACAACUCAAGGAGCACCACCUCCAGAUGUACGCUUCUAUCGCGACGGAAAGCUGAUCUCUGACAGCGACAAGUAUGAGAUCCGUCACGAACCAGAGCCCAUCUACAAGCAUUGGCUGAUUCUGAAGAACGCUAAGAAGACGGAAGAAGCAGAAUACGCUUGUCAAGCAGUGAAUCCCGCUGGAGAGGCUUGGUGUUACUCUGCAUUUGUAUAG